UGGUUCGUAGUAAGUUUAGUACUUCAAACAAGAAUACAUAAUCGGUCAAAAAUUUCUGUGGCCCUCCCUUUACGCAAUGAGCGGCUGUAUGGUGUACUCAGCCGUUCAUUGCGUAGAGGGGGGAUCACAGAAAUUUUUCGUGGUGUUCGGCAUCAUCGACAAGUCCGGCAUUGGAUACAACACUCUUUUAGGCCCCGGUGUGUCAAUGAUUGCGACUACAGCCGUCUACACCCGCUAUACAGACCGGCUCAAAACGAUAUUGCCUUACUCCACAUGCCACAGGAUAUUCCGUUUUCCGGGCGACAGUGGUGGACCUCUCAUUGUAGUAGAUGAAAAUGGCAUAGACCGUCAAGUGGGCAUUGUGAGUUACGGAAACGCACGUUGCCCUAGCGACGCACCUGGAGUCUUCACAAGGAUUUCUGAAUACAAGCACUGGAUUAACCAGGUGGUUAAUGACUUUCUAUCUGAUACCUAGUAUUCUUCAUUAGGUGUCAGACAGAAACUCAGUAACCACCUGGCAUCCUCCCCCCAACUGACCACAAAAGCGUCUCUUCCCGUAAAGUGUUCGUCCCGAUUAUAUGCGAGUUUUAUUGGCCCAAUUGUGUCUGAAGUAGAGAAAUAUUAUAAUAUGUUCAAUCAAUAAUGUGCGCAUGGUAAUACUUCAUUAGGUAUCAGAUAGAAACUCAUUAACCGUAUUUUGUAGAAAAGUUACGAAAAUGUAUUGAAGAAAAUAAAAGAAACGAACAGGCGUAGAAAAAAUACACCUAAAAAAUAUCCUUGCCCAUCUAAUCGGAUAAUCAAUUACAU
Molecule: messenger RNA, 807 nt
Organism: Vollenhovia emeryi
Lineage: Eukaryota; Metazoa; Arthropoda; Insecta; Hymenoptera; Formicidae
Product: transmembrane protease serine 11E-like
Exons: 3
Coding region: 77-475 (132 amino acids)
Biological process (GO): proteolysis
Molecular function (GO): serine-type endopeptidase activity
Source: RefSeq, a predicted model, not a curated record